AUGAAGUCGGAUGAAGUUGCUGAAUCUGCGGGAACCAUCCCGUCUAUCCCCGAUCCCUCGCUUCCUCUCAUCGACUCCUACACCUACCACUCGCCAACCCCCACCGCCCCUGGUCCUUACUUUCUCGGAGUGGAUGAAGCAGGCAGAGGUCCUGUGCUUGGUCCUCUUGUAUAUGGUGUAGCAUACUGUCCGCUAGCCUACAAAGAGCAGCUCGAACAGCUAGGGUUUACCGACUCGAAGACCCUCACUGCACAAGUGCGCUCGUCCCUCCUAGAGACUCUGGGGUCUGACCCGGUCAACCUCGGCUGGUCUGUCCGCGUCCUGAGCCCCAAGGACAUCUCCGCCGGGAUGCUCAAGCGCCCCCCAACGAACCUCAACCAGCAGUCGCAAAACGCGACCGUGCUCCUCAUCCGCGAGGUCCUCGCCAGGGGCGUCCAGCUCUCCGAGGUGUACGUCGAUGCGCUCGGCAGGACGACGAGCUACGAAGCGUACCUCUCCUCCCUCUUCCCCGACAUCGCAUUCACCGUCCAGGCCAAGGCAGACCUCACCUUCAAGAUCGUCGGCGCCGCCAGCGUCGCCGCCAAGGUCACGCGCGACGCGUGGAUCGACGGCUGGGUGUACGAGGAGCGCGCGCCCGGCAAGUGGGCGCAGGAGACGGGCAGCGGGUACCCCUCGGACCCCAAGACGCAGGCGUGGAUCAGGAGCUCGCUGGAGCCCACGUUCGGGUACCCCUCGUUCGCCCGGUUCUCGUGGGCGACGAUCAAGGUCGCGCUGGAGAAGGACGGGCAUGCGGUGGAAUGGAUCGACGACGGCCAGGCGUCCUUGGUGCAGGCCUUCACUGGCGCCACGGGGCGCGACAAGGACCGUUGUCUGGUCACGAAAGACCUGUGCCUCAGCAGCGUCAGCACGCUGUAG
Messenger RNA from Dichomitus squalens LYAD-421 SS1, 915 nucleotides. Its product is annotated as ribonuclease H2 subunit A. NCBI's taxonomy places the organism in Eukaryota, Fungi, Basidiomycota, Agaricomycetes, Polyporales, Polyporaceae. Gene Ontology annotation, cellular component: ribonuclease H2 complex. Gene Ontology annotation, biological process: DNA replication, removal of RNA primer; mismatch repair. Gene Ontology annotation, molecular function: RNA-DNA hybrid ribonuclease activity; RNA binding. Bases 1 to 915 code for a protein of 304 amino acids. The transcript is spliced from 6 exons. The record is from RefSeq and is a predicted model, not a curated record.